Molecule: messenger RNA, 3891 nt
Organism: Knipowitschia caucasica
Lineage: Eukaryota; Metazoa; Chordata; Actinopteri; Gobiiformes; Gobiidae
Source: the annotation of a GenBank genome assembly
AUGUCUGAAAACGCCCCCACACGAAGCCUGGACGACAUAGACCUGGCUGCUUUGAGGGAUCCGGCUGGAAUCUUUGAGCUUGUCGAGGUUGUUGGCAAUGGGACCUAUGGGCAGGUGUACAAGGGACGACACGUCAAGACUGGGCAGCUGGCGGCCAUCAAGGUGAUGGAUGUUACAGAGGAGGAGGAAGAGGAGAUCAAAGCAGAAAUCAACAUGUUAAAGAAAUACAGUCACCAUCGCAACAUUGCCACUUACUACGGCGCUUUUGUCAAGAAAAGUCCACCAGGGCAUGAUGAUCAACUCUGGUUGGUGAUGGAGUUUUGUGGGGCAGGAUCAGUGACAGAUCUUGUAAAAAACACAAAAGGAAGCUCUUUAAAAGAAGAUUGGAUCGCUUACAUCUGCAGAGAAAUCCUACGGGGUCUGUCCCACCUCCAUGCCCAUAAAGUAAUCCAUAGGGACAUCAAAGGGCAGAACGUCCUUCUGACAGAGAAUGCAGAAGUCAAGCUUGUGGAUUUUGGAGUCAGUGCUCAAUUAGACAGGACUGUCGGUCGAAGGAACACUUUUAUUGGGACUCCUUACUGGAUGGCACCAGAGGUCAUAGCCUGUGAUGAGAACCCAGACUCCACUUAUGACUACAGGAGUGACAUUUGGUCUUUGGGAAUAACUGCCAUCGAGAUGGCUGAGGGAGCACCCCCUUUGUGUGACAUGCACCCAAUGAGAGCCCUCUUCUUGAUUCCCCGGAAUCCCCCCCCUAAACUUAAGUCGAAGAAAUGGUCAAAGAAGUUCAUUGACUUCAUCGAGGGCUGUUUGGUGAAGACGUAUACCAGCCGACCGUCCACGGAGCAGCUCCUCAAACACUCGUUUAUCCGGGACCAGGCGACAGAGCGGCAGGUCCGCAUCCAGCUCAAAGACCACAUUGACCGGACACGCAAGAAAAGAGGGGAAAAGGAGGAGACGGAGUACGAGUACAGCGGUAGUGAUGAAGAGGAUGAAAACCGAGGCGAUGACAGAGAAUCCAGUUCAAUCCUGAAUGUGCCUGGGGAGUCGACUCUAAGGCGAGACUUCCAGCGUCUGCAGCAGGAGAACAAGGAGCGAUCGGAGGCGCUGAAAAGGCAACAGGCCCAACUGGCAGCUCAGCGCAGAGACCCAGAGGAACACAAGAGACAGCUACUGCACGACCGACAGAAGCGCAUUGAGGAGCAGAAAGAGCAGCGUCGGCGGCUCGAAGAGCAACAGCGAAAGGAGCGAGAAAUGGUGAGGCAGCAAGAAAAAGGUCCCCAUCGCAGACUUGACGAUAUGAGAAGGGAAGAAGACAGACGAAUGGCAGAGAGAGAGCAGGAAUUUAUCAGGCACAAGCUAGAGGAGGAGCAGCGGCAGCUGGAAAUCCUCCAGCAGCAGUUACUACAGGAGCAGGCUCUACUUAUGGAGUACAAGCGUAAGCAGCUGGAGGAGCAGCGACAGUCAGAGCGGCUGCAGAGGCAGCUGCAGCAGGAGCAUGCCUACUUGGUGUCUCUUCAACAACAGCAGCAAGAGAAGAAGCCUCAGCUUUACCACUACAACAAGAAUCUGGAGCCUAAUAACAAGCCGUCAUGGGCACGUGAGGUUGAGGAGCGAAGUAAACUCAACAGACAGGGUUCACCCAAGAUCUGCACCACCGUCUCUGACACCGCCAUCCAGUCUCGCUCUGACUCAAUCAGUCAAUCAGGGGCGCAGUCUGCUCAGACCCCUCCCAUGCAGAGGCCUGUUGAACCCCAAGGGGGGCAGAGCAAGUUCCAGAUGGCUCAUUUGGUGCCACUAAAACCCUAUGCUGCUCCCGUGCCUCGCUCACAGUCUCUCUGUGACCAACCCACUAAGAACAUGUCUGCCUUCCCCACCCAGGACCCGUCCCUCACCCCCACACCCCGUCCCACUCACUCUAGAGAGUUGGUGCGACAAAACUCAGACCCUACUUCUGAGAACCCUGCCCCACAGGUGCAUCAAAUAAGAGAGGAGCGUGGACCCUGGAUACGCCUACCUGAUGUGGAGCUGCCUCCCAAAAUCCCCCAAAGAACUUCAUCAAUUGCCACAGCUCUGAACACAAACUUAACAUCAGGCAUUAGACAUCCAAUAAGAGCCAGCAACCCAGAUCUUAGUCGCAAUGACCGCUGGGAGAGAGGAGACGGUAUGAGUGUCAUUUCCCACUUGCCCCAAACUGGUUCCUUGGAGCGACACCGCAUCCUGAGUUCCUCAAAAAUGGAUUCACCAAUUCUGUCCCACGACAAUCGCCAUAAGCCAGGGGAGUCUCGCACGUCCUCACGCCCUGGACGCCCCGCUAGUUACAAGAGAGCUAUAGGAGAGGAUCAUGGCCUGUAUGCGAAGGAAAAAGCCGAGGAGCAGCCCAGACCUCCAGUAAAAGCCAAUGAUUAUUCCUCGUCUUCCGAGAGCAGCGAGAGCAGUGAGGAGAGCGAGAGUGGAGAGGGGCCAGAGGAGGAGGAGAGCCCCACCGAUCGACUCAGAGAUGCAGACACCGAUUCUGUCAACACCAUGGUGGUGCAUGAAGAUGAAGGUGAAGAGGGCGAGCAGGCUAGGAUCUACGGCGAUCAGACCAUGCUGGUGCAGCGGACUCCAGAGAAGAGAAGCCAUAAUGGUUACACUAACUUACCAGACGUGGUUCAGCCCUCUCAUUCUCCCACAGACUCUGCCUCCCACUCCUCCCCUGGGAAAGAGUCUGUCUAUGAUUACCAGUCUAGAGGAUUGGUCAAAGCCACCGGAAAAUCCUCCUUCACGACAUUUGUAGAUCUGGGCAUGUACCAGUCCCCAGGCCAAGGAGACAACAUAUCCCUAAGCGGAUCAAGGUUUGAACAGCUGAAGAUGGAAGUGAGAAAGGGGUCCAUGGUUAAUGUCAAUCCCACAAACACUCGGCCGCCCACUGACACUCCAGAGAUCCGGAAAUACAAGAAAAGAUUCAACUCUGAGAUUCUGUGUGCUGCACUUUGGGGGGUGAACUUGCUGGUUGGCACGGAAAACGGACUGAAGCUGUUGGACCGUAGUGGACAAGGGAAGGUUUAUCCUCUAAUCAACUCCCGCAGGUUCCAGCAGAUGGACGUCCUGGAGGGUCUCAACCUGCUCAUCACUAUAUCAGGAAAGAAAAACAAAGUCCGUGUGUACUACUUGGCCUGGCUUAGAAAUAAGAUCCUGCAUAAUGAUCCUGAGGUGGAGAAGAAACAGGGCUGGACCACGGUGGGCGAGAUGGAGGGAUGUGUUCACUACAAAGUUGUCAAAUAUGAAAGAAUCAAAUUCCUGGUGAUUGCUUUGAAGAAUGCAGUAGAGGUGUAUGCUUGGGCUCCAAAGCCUUAUCACAAAUUCAUGGCCUUUAAGUCUUUUUCUGAUCUGCCACACCGACCGGUUCUCGUGGACCUGACUGUGGAGGAGGGUCAGAGGCUCAAAGUCAUUUAUGGCUCCCUUGCUGGUUUCCACGCCAUUGAUGUGGACUCUGGCAACAACUAUGACAUCUACAUACCUGUUCAUAUUCAGAGCCAAAUAACCCCACAUGCUAUUGUGUUCCUGCCCAGCUCUGAUGGGAUGGAGAUGUUACUCUGUUAUGAGGACGAAGGGGUUUAUGUGAACACAUACGGACGCAUCAUCAAGGAUGUGGUCCUGCAGUGGGGCGAAAUGCCCACUUCUGUUGCCCACAUUUGCUCAAAUCAGAUCAUGGGUUGGGGAGAGAAGGCCAUUGAAAUCCGGUCUGUGGAGACCGGUCAUCUUGACGGUGUGUUCAUGCACAAAAGGGCUCAGAGGCUCAAGUUUCUUUGUGAGAGGAAUGACAAGGUGUUCUUCGCGUCCGUGCGCUCCGGAGGCAGCAGUCAGGUGUACUUCAUGACAUUGAACAGAAACUGUAUCAUGAACUGGUGA